Meloidogyne enterolobii is the source of this 480-nucleotide messenger RNA. The record is from the annotation of a GenBank genome assembly. NCBI's taxonomy places the organism in Eukaryota, Metazoa, Nematoda, Chromadorea, Rhabditida, Meloidogynidae.
AUGCCUGAAGACAAAAAUUCUAUUAAAUAUCGAAUUUGGCGUUUAGUUACAUCCACGCCUUUUGAAUAUUUUAUUAUGGCAAUGAUUGUAUUAAAUACAUUAAUUUUAAUGAUGAAAUACCACGGAAUAUUUAACACAGCAUUAACGGCUGUUUUUACCGUCGAAUCCAUCCUAAAAAUUUUGGCUUUUGGCGUUAGAAAUUAUUUUAAAGAUGGAUGGAACAGAUUUGAUUUUAUCACUGUUGUUGGGUCUAUAACUGAUGCGUUGGUUACUGAAUUUGGGGGCCAUUUUGUUUCUUUAGGGUUUUUACGUCUUUUUCGGGCAGCUCGUUUAAUUCGCCUUCUUCAACAAGGAUAUACAAUUCGAAUACUUUUAUGGACUUUUGUUCAAUCAUUUAAAGCUUUACCUUAUGUUUUUUGUUAAUUGGGAUGCUUUUCUUUAUUUACGCUAUUGUUGGAAUGCAGGCAAAAAAUUAUUAUA